Molecule: messenger RNA, 1965 nt
Organism: Trichoderma citrinoviride
Lineage: Eukaryota; Fungi; Ascomycota; Sordariomycetes; Hypocreales; Hypocreaceae
Exons: 3
Coding region: 1-1965 (654 amino acids)
Biological process (GO): regulation of DNA-templated transcription
Molecular function (GO): DNA-binding transcription factor activity, RNA polymerase II-specific; zinc ion binding
Source: RefSeq, a predicted model, not a curated record
AUGAGCGAGAUCAAGAGACGCACACGCACCGGCUGUCUCACGUGUCGGGCCAGGCGCGUCAAAUGCGACGAGCAGAAGCCCGCCUGCAAUCGCUGCGUCAACGCCAACGUCGAGUGCGCAGGAUACGCGCCCAAGCGGCGCAUUGACGUGCGGCCCCCAGGCCAGCGGCAGCGGGCAUCCCAAUCUCGAUCACACGGCCCGCCCUCCUUCCGGGCCGCUUCCUCUCCGGCCGCGGAUGCCGCCGCUUGUGCUGCGCCGCCGCCGCCGCUGCCCCGGCCUCAAUUCCGCCACGAUGGCCUCCCGCUGGUAGGCUUGCCCAGCAACCCGCGGCUGUCUACGCGGCCGUGCGCGGCUGCCCGCGAGGUUCUCGCCUACCACCAGGUUUUCUUCCGCACGCUGCCGAUGCUGUUUCCGGCCAAUCACUUGUGGUUCUGGAGGGACCGCCUCUGUGACGAAGCCUGGUGCAUUGAGUAUGCUCAGCGUGGGCUGUUGGCCCUCGGCUGCAUGCAUCGCGCUGCUCUCAUGACUUCCAUGUUUGGUGAGUAUGAUCAGGCUCGAGGGUUGGACACCAAAGUCAUUGGUGUUCAGGAGUACACGCAGGCGCUACAGGAACUGUCGAGCCAUAUCCGGGAGGCCCAGAAGUCGCCCGGGACCUUGUCAGCUGUCAUGAUACUCAUGGCUUAUUUUGAGUGCUUUGCGAGCAAUAUUCCUGCGGCUUAUGGCCAUGUCCGAGCUGCCAAGUACUAUUACACAAAAUACGUGAGAUCCUAUCCACCACAUUGUACCAACCCUACCAUGGAGGCUCUGGAAACCGCUCUACAAACUCUUUCAUGGACCUGCUAUAUGGCUGUGCCGCUUCCCGGCAUGCUGCUCACUGAUAACGGCGAAGGGUACAGAUCAUCAAUGAUUGACGAUGAAAAACCCCUCUCGCUGCGUUUCUUGGAGACCCUGGUAGACUAUGGUAUUCAUAGCGAGAUAUGGAGUACAGCUCCAACUCAACAGGAACCAUCCGCGCUGCUCAAGAACGUUUACCGGUUCCAGAAAGAGCUACGGCAAUGGUUAGAAUAUCAUGUCGAAGACUACCCGUAUCUUGAGACCGAUACAACAGCUCUGGCGAACCUUGAAGCGGACGGAGAAUGCCACUACCCAAUUCCUCCAUCUCCCUUCUUGGCACUGUCAUCAGAGCUGUGCUUCACAGGGGCACUGUACAACUUCAUUAUGGCCCGCGUAUCGUGGACCCUCUGUCUCUAUGACAAAAGCCAAGAUGCAAAGAAGCUGGAAUCCGAGGCCUACAUGUACUUUUACCAGGCCAUGCGAUUUGCAGCAACCUACGCCAUGAACACCUCCAAGACUCUUCCGAACACCACAUAUUCUACAAAUACCUUUGUGACCAGCGAGGAGCUGGACAGGAGCUUCCUACCAAUGCUCUACAUCAUUGGCCAGUGCAGCCCUCGGCCGUCAUGGCUGCGCUGGAUAGCGCAGCUGAUGAAGCAGAUCGGAGAGCAAGGACUCUUCAACGGCUUCGUCCUGUCCGCCAGCCUUCAAGUCUUCCACAAGAUGGAACAGAGCCACAACCUCCUCUCGACGGAUGGCAUCGAGCGAUAUCCCAGCCCAGCGCUGCGCAUCAUCUCGACGUUGAUACCAGAGACCAACGCUCAGGGAUUUGUCUGCUUUUAUGCGAAGCCUUCUCGAUUCAACAGCGGCUGGGCCAACCGUGAUGUCCCUUUAUAUUACCCUGUAGCUCAGGCCCGGUUCUCUACUGAGCUGGAUGAUGACAAUGCUGCUAAGCGGGAGAUUGAGAUGUAUGAUGAGCAGCGGUCCAUGGAAGAGCAGUUUACUUCAGGGUGGAUUCUUGGUCGUCCGGUGGCGAGCGGUUGGAAGAGCCGCUUCGGAGAGGUGGGAUUCGACCUUGAUCAUGUCCUUCAUGAUCAUAUCAACGGUGGCCGCUUGCUUCCGAUGGUUUAG